Molecule: messenger RNA, 1703 nt
Organism: Meleagris gallopavo (turkey)
Lineage: Eukaryota; Metazoa; Chordata; Aves; Galliformes; Phasianidae
Source: RefSeq, a predicted model, not a curated record
CGACGGCUUCGUGCUGCGAGGGGCCGCAGAGCUGCGCUGCAGAACCGGGGGUGUCUGGAGCGAACCCCCCCCGUGUGCGACGACGGCGAAGGUGACUGUCCCCCCCCUGUGACACCAGCGGGGGGGUGACAAUGAGCGGGGGACGGCACCAUGGAGCCGAGGUUCGGGUGCACUGUGGGGCAGGGCUGCAGCUUCUGGGACCUCCCCGGCGCUACUGUAUGGAAACUGGGAGGUGGUCCGGGCCUGAACCCACCUGCCGCCACCCCUACGCCUUCGACCUCCCUGAGGACAUCAGCAGUGGCCUUGGCUCUUCCUUCGCCUCCAUCCUGGAGCUGGCGGGUGCCCGCAAUGACAGUGACAUGUCCCUGGGACGUCGCAUUGUACUGAGUCGCAAUGAGUCCCUCCAUGUCUACGUGCUUCUGGAUGCCUCUGGCAGUGUCCAACAGGAGAACUUUGAGCUCUUCCGGCAGAGUGCGGUGGCCAUCGUGGAUAGGCUCAGCAGCUUCGAGGUGCCCCUCAGGUUUGCCAUUGUCUCCUUCGCCACCCACACGCAUGUCAUCAUCUCCACCAUCGAAGACGACGCUUCCGAUGCUGACGAAGUCAUCGCGCGCUUGGAGGCCAUGAACUUUGAUGUGCACAGAAAUGCAACAGGAACCAACAUGCAUGGGGCGCUGUUGGAGGUCUACCACAUGAUCCUCUUCCAAAAGGAGCGGUCAAUGCGUGAUGGCCAACCCAACGUGUGGAGGAACACGCGGCAUGUUGUCAUCCUGCUGACAGAUGGGAGGUUCAAUGUUGGUGGACAUCCCCGGGACGCGGUGGCCAAGAUUGAGGAUGUGCUGGAGAUCAGAGAGGACCGCGAGGAGUAUCUGGACAUCUAUGCUUUUGGGGUGGGGACCCUGGAGGUGGACAUGGCCGAGCUGGAGGCAGUGGCCUCGCACCGCCGGGAUGAGCGCCAUGCCUUCAAGCUGGCAGAUGCGUCAGCACUACGCCAGGCACUGGAGGGAGCAUUGGCUGCUACUGCCAUCGGGGACCUCUGUGGUGUCAUCAUCCCUGCUGGCACUGUCCGACCACCGUGGCAUGUUGUACUGAGGACUGGAGUGCAGCAGCGUUGUGCAGGGACCCUUCUGGGGGGCCGCUGGGUGCUGACGGCUGCCCACUGCUUCCUGGGGGGUGAAAGCCCCCAUGACUGGAGCGCCGAGCUGGCAGGGGGUCAGGAGGUUUCCAUCCGGGGGUGGAAACUCCAUGAGGACUUUGAUAUCCGGGGGAGGGCGGCACGGGGGGUCCCUGAAUUCUACGACUAUGAUGUGGCCCUGGUGGAGCUUGAGAAGGAGGUGGGAGACACAGGGGCCCCCAGGCGCAUUUGCAUACCCUGCACUGAGGAUGCGAACAGAGCUCUGAGAAUGGCACCAGGGACCACAUGCCAGAAGCAAGAGGUGGAGCUGUUGGGCCACACUCGUGUCCCCGCCGAGUUUGUGUCACUGGAGGGCAAGAGGUUGAGCGUCAGGAUCAAGGAGCAGGAAGAGCGUGCCUCCUGCCUGGGGGGUGCAGUGCAGCCUGGGAUGCCCCAUGCCAAUGCCUCUGUGAAGGAUGUGGUGACAGAACGGUUCCUGUGCAGUGGGCAGGAGAGCGGCAGUGAGCGGGAGGAUGCAGCCUGCAAAGGUGAAUCUGGGGGUUCCCUCUUUGUGGACCGCCGCCACCGUUUC